Ceratosolen solmsi marchali is the source of this 4257-nucleotide messenger RNA. RefSeq names its product chaoptin-like. The record is from RefSeq and is a predicted model, not a curated record. The transcript has 5 exons. Lineage: Eukaryota; Metazoa; Arthropoda; Insecta; Hymenoptera; Agaonidae. Gene Ontology annotation, molecular function: protein binding. Bases 34 to 4257 code for a protein of 1407 amino acids.
CUAAGAAUAAUCUAUUUUUUUUUGUUGAUAUGCAUGUGUGUGUAUAUCGACAGUGCAGUUCUACCGUCAACGGCUCACUGUCCACCAGUUAAUACUCUUCAAGGUUGUCCUUGUUAUAACUUUGCCAAUGGUCUUUUUCUCGAAUGUACAGGCUCCACAGAGGAGACACUUAAAAACGCGCUAGCUCGGAUUUUUAAUCAGGCUAAACCCUAUGAUUUAUAUAUUAUAGAUGCAGUGAUACAAUCAUUAAACAUAUACGAACUUGAUCGUAAAGUUGAAGAGUUUCGUAAUAAUAUUUUCUCAGAUGAUUUUCUCAUUCGUCACAUACAAAUUUCACAUUCUGGUCUACGUGGAGUAACGGAAGAUGCUUUUAAAAAAAUUAGUCAUAGUCUGGAAUCUCUAGCAAUUGUUUUUGGAGAAUUAUCGAAUGUACCACAAAAAGCUAUUGUACCAUUGAAACAACUUGAAAUCCUUGAUCUUGAAGCUAAUCUCAUUCAUGAUCUUCCAAGUUUUAGCUUUUAUGGCCUUUCUUUAAGAAAAUUAAAUAUUAAAGGUAAUCGAAUUAUUAAAAUCUCAGAAUAUGCUUUUGCUGGACUCGAAGAUACUUUAACAGAUUUGAACCUUGCUGAAAAUAAAAUUCGAGUUUUUCCAAUGACAGCUCUUCGCCGGCUUGAAUCUCUUGCCGUAUUGACGCUUGCGUGGAAUGAAAUCUCUCAGUUGCCCGAAGAUGGCUACUCACGUCUUGAUAAUCUUAGCUUUUUAGAUUUAAGUAGCAAUAAUUUUUUUAUUAUUCCAUUAAAUUGUUUUCGAUGCUGUCCAUCCGUACAAACGCUCUCUAUGUAUUAUAAUUCUAUUGAAAGUGUUGAUAAAGAUGCUUUUAUAUCAUUAAUUUCCUUAGAAUCAAUUGAUCUCAGCCACAAUAAAAUUAUAUUUCUCGACAUAUCAACGUUUCGUGCGAAUCAAAAACUCAGAUCUAUCGAUCUUAGUUAUAAUCAUAUACACUACAUCAGAAGUGUUUUUGCACGACUUCCUGAGCUUAAGGAACUCUUUUUAGUUGAAAACAAUAUUCUUGAAAUUCCAGCCUAUGCAUUCUCUGGUAGUGUUAGUCUAUCAGUUAUUUAUCUUCAGCAGAAUGCAAUUAGACGAAUAAAUCCACUAGGUUUAAGCAGUCUCCAGCAGUUGACGCAACUACAUCUUAGUAGCAAUUAUAUUCAAUAUAUUCCUCGUGAUUUUUUACAGACCUGUGAAAAUCUUUCAACUCUUAGUCUUGAUGAAAACCAAAUUCGUGAACUAGAAAUCGGUACAUUUGCAAAAACCAAACAGUUGCGUGAGCUUCGAUUGCAAGAUAACCUAAUCCGUGAAAUAAAAAGGGGGGUAUUUACACCAUUGUCUUCACUUAUUGAAUUGCACCUACAGAAUAACGCUAUAACUGAUAUUGAAACUGGUGCUUUUAGGUCACUGCAUAAUCUGGAACAUGUUAAUCUUCAAGGUAAUUUACUUGCCGUUCUUGGUGAUGUUUUUCAAGUAUCUGAGUCAAUAGGAAGUGGCACCAGAUCACUUAUUUCGUUUCAAUUAGAUAAUAAUGGUCUCGGUGUUUUACAUAAUGAUUCACUUAAAGAUCAGACUAGUAUACGAAUUAUGUGGCUCGGCCAUAAUCGACUUACAAGGCUACAAGCUCAACUUUUUCGAGAUCUAUUUCUUGUUGAACGAUUAUAUCUUACCAGUAAUUCAAUCACAAAAAUUGAAGAUACCGCUUUCCAACCGAUGAAGGCUCUUAAAUUUUUAGAUCUUAGUUUAAACAAAUUAACUCACAUAACAGUCAAAACAUUCUCUGAUCUUCAAGAGCUUGAAGAACUGUAUCUUACAGAUAAUGGAUUACGUAAUCUUGAUGCAUAUGCCCUUAUUUCGCUCAAAAGACUACGAGUUCUUGAUCUUUCUAAUAAUUGGCUCAGCGGUUUACACGAUACUAUAUUCCAAGAGGGUUUACCUAUUCGAAGUUUAAAUUUACAUAAUUGUUCAAUAGCCAUCAUUGAUACUAGUGCAUUUCGUGGCUUAAAUAAUCUUUAUGAAUUAAAUUUAGACCACAAUCAUCUUGCAGCAGAUAUUCUUCAUAAUCUAAUUAUACCAGGACUACGUAUAUUACGCAUAUCAUACAACAAUUUUAGUCGCCUUAAAAGUGAGUCUUUUGACGGACUUCCUUCAUUGCAACAUUUAUCAAUUGAAUCUUCCAAAAUUUAUAAAAUACCACUAAACUCUUUUUCACGCAACAAAAAUCUUGUUAAAAUAUUACUGAGGAAGAAUGAACUAAAAUCAUUACCACCAUUCAUAUUUUUUGGUUUAGAUUCUCUCAAAGAAAUUAACCUCGAUGAUAAUUAUUUUCAGGAAAUACCUUAUAACGUUUUUAUAAAUGCUUCAUCGAUUGAGUCAUUGUCGUUGGCUCGCAAUAUUAUCUUUCUUGUCGACAUAUCGAGACUUCAUGGUCUUAUAAAUCUUCAAGAAUUGGAUCUAAGAGAAAAUAAGAUAAAGUUAUUAACAGGUUUUUCCGAAGCUAAACUUAUAAAAUUAACUUUUAUUGAUCUCAGUUACAAUUAUUUGACUUCCUUACCUGAAAAUUUCUUUAUAAAUUCAAAUGUACUACGCAAAGUUGACCUUGCCGGUAAUAAGUUGCAUCAAAUCCCUACAAUUGCAUUAUCUGCCCAAAACAUUCCCAGUUUAGACUGGCUGAAUGUAACUGCCAAUCCACUUAUGAGAAUACAUGAAAUUAGUUCCAAAUCUAAGUACCCAGCACUACAAGAAAUUCAUAUUAGUCGUACAAAUUUAACAAUAGUUGCAACUCAUGAUUUUGAGGCAUUUUCCGAAUUACUACAUUUAUUUAUAAAUAGUAAUAUGAUUUAUAGAAUAUCCCCUGAUGCCUUUUCUUAUCUACCAAAACUUCUAACGCUCGAUUUAAGCAUUAACAAACUGGAGGUUUUACCACAAGAAUGUUUAAAAGGUCUUGAACACUUAAGACUUUUAAAUUUGACGUAUAAUCGAUUGCAGGAAUUAGAGGACUUUCCAUCAGAUCUUAAAACACUGCAGGUACUCGAUGUAUCCUUUAAUCAGAUCAAUCAAAUUAGAGAAACCACUUUUCAGUAUUUAGAAAAUCUCUCUGAACUUUACAUACUCGGUAAUCAGAUCUCAAAUAUUGCGGUGGACGCUUUUAAAUGUCUCGUAAAAUUACGUAUACUUGAUUUGAGUAAAAAUUAUUUAAAAAGUUUACCAGUAAAUGCAUUCAGGCCUUUAGAAACUCAAAUUCAAAGCUUACUAACAGAAGAAAAUCCUUUGCACUGUAAUUGUGAAUCUCAAGAACUUUGGGAGUGGUUAAGAGAUCAUCAAAAGCUUAUUAGGUCGAGUAGUAGUGAUGGAGGCGAUAGAGAAAGUGAUAAUAAUCAUAUACGGAAUCAACAUUCAAACGGAAUAAAUACGAAUUAUAUAACGGGUUUUUUGCGUUGUGAUCAACCGCCUGAAUUACGGGGCCUUGUGUUUCUUGAUCUUGAACCUCGUAAAUUUUGUUCGGCACCUGUAAUACCAAAAGUUUCUAUUCAGGAUAUACAACCAUACUCCAUUCUCGUAUCCUGGCAGAGCCGGAAUUAUUCUGGUGUUCAUGGCUACGAAGUCAUUUUUUACGCUCUUGAUAAUUCUGACGAGAUACACAGUACAAUAUUAGAGGCAACUUCACGCUCUGUACGACUUACCAAAUUAUUAGCGAAUACGCGUUAUCGUGUAUGUGUUAUGGGCCUUAGCAAUUGGAUGAACUCACAGAUUUUAGUAAAAGACGAUGAAAUCAUUAAAGAUCUACAUCAGCCGUUUUUUAAUGACUCGCAUAACAACUUUUCUAUUAAGAAAUCAAUAUUGUCAAACUCAUUGGAUACGUCAAUAUCGCAUUGUACAGAAACGCUUACUUUGGACAUACAAGAUGCGAUAUCUAGAAUUGACGAUUCUUCUUUAAGUAGUAACAACGCUUCCGAGAACAUAAAUAACAGUAUUCUCACCAGGCGUUUGGGAUUAAUCAUUGGAUGCUGCAUGGGAUUCAUUGUCUUUAUUGUUCUGAUUACUAUCCUUGGUUAUCUAAAAGUGAAAAAGCAACGGGAAGCAGCAAAGAGAGAUCAACAAGUAAUGCCACCAGAAUAUAUAUCUUAUAGACAUUUCAGCGUAGAAAUGGCUUGUCAGGCUGCAAGGCAUAUUCAGCCAACUGUCAACUUAGAUGGUCAAGUAUAA